CUGGUUGGGCUUCAAGAGUAACGAGCGGAGCAAGGAUCGUAUUUUCAUAUCGUUUUCCACCUGCAGCCGGCAGCUCAAAGACGGACAAACGCCUAUAAGAGGAUUCUGAAGCCAGAAGAAGAGCAUCACGGUGUCGAUUAACGGUGGUUAACGGAGCUGCGUCUGCCCGUUAGCAUUAGGUCCAUUAGGUAAACGGAGCGCCGUCCUUCCCACAUCAUCACCAGGUCAUGAGCGGAAGAGUCGGAGACCUCAGUCCUAAACAGGCUGAAGCGCUACAGCAGUUUCGAGAGAGGAUACAAGACAUUCUUCCUCAACUUCCUGCACAGCAUGACCACUUCCUGUUACGCUGGCUCAGAGACUGAGGUCGACUGCAGUGAUGAAGGACGGCCUUGUUCUGACGGUUUAUCUAACAGAGGUCCAACACUCUACUCCAGAAACUUUAACGUGCAGAAGUCUGAAGCCAUGCUGCGGAAGCAUUUGGAGUUUAGGAAACAACUGAAAGUAGACGUCAUUAUUACCGAAUGGCGCCCACCAGAGGUGAUAGAGAAGUACCUGUCAGGAGGGAUGUGUGGCCAUGACCGUGAAGGAAGCCCCAUUUGGUACGAUGUGAUUGGACCAGUGGAUCCUAAAGGCCUCUUUUUGUCCGCCUCUAAACAAGAUUUCAUUAAAUCUAAAAUCCGAGACUGUGAGAUGCUGCAGAGAGAAUGUAACCUCCAGUCUGAGAGGUUGGGGAGAAAUGUGGAGUCGAUCACCAUGAUUUACGAUGUUGAAGGUCUAGGUCUGAAACACUUGUGGAAGCCUGCAAUAGAAACAUAUGGAGAGAUUCUGCAGAUGUUUGAAGACAACUACCCAGAAGGUCUAAAGAGACUGUUUGUCAUAAAAGCUCCAAAACUCUUUCCUGUGGCCUACAACCUCGUCAAGCACUUUCUGUGCGAAAACACAAGACAAAAGAUUUUUAUUCUCGGAGAGAACUGGCAGGAGGUUUUAUUAAAGUACAUCGACGCAGAGGAGUUACCAGUGAUAUACGGGGGCAAACUGACAGACCCUGAUGGAGACCCUCGCUGUCGGACCAUGAUCAAUCACGUCGGCCCGGUGCCGUCAUCCUACUACGUUUGGGAUCACGUGAACUUGGAGUAUGACCAGUGUUUGACGAUCAAUCGAGGCUCUACCAGACAAAUGGACUAUGAGAUACUGUUUCCGGGCUGUGUCCUUAGGUGGCAGUUUGCCAGUGAGGGGGCAGACAUCGGCUUUGGUGUCUUUCUGAAGGCCAAGAAGGGUGAACGGAAGAAGGCAGCCCAGAUGGAGGAAGUGUUGCCCAGCCAGCGCUACAAUGCCCACUUAGUUCCCGAGGACGGCUCACUGACCUGUGACCAGCCUGGAGUCUAUGUGCUGAGAUUUGACAACACUUACAGCAUUUUCCAGGCCAAAAGAGUUAGUUUUACAUUUGAGAUCCUGCUGCCAGACCACCUACAGCCCCCCCAAGUGAAUGGAAGUUCCUGCAACAGCACACAAGCUGAAGGCAACAGUCUGUCAUAAUGCAAGAAGAUGAUCAACAACACAUCAGUGUUGUUGAUUAGCCAAAUGUUUGCACAGCCUGUAAUAAUUGAUGUUGACAGAAGCAAGUUCACCAAAGCGGUUUCACACCCGUGGUCUCUACAGUGGUAUCAGGUUCAUUAUCUAAAUAUCAGGGGCUUGCUGGUACGCCAAAGACAGUGGUAUGUACCACGAUGUUGACGUCACAAUUCGGUUCAAACAAUUAUUUAUAAAGACUUUUUUUUGUACAAAUUUCAAGUACCGUAAAUACAUUUUUCGUGUGGUCAGGUGUUGCUGCUAAUUGUGUCCCUAAUUGUGUCGCUAAGUUUAGUUAAAAUUGCGGGAAGCAAAUGAACGACACGAGCGAGCAGCACUUGGUUCCUGGGUCCUGUCACAAAUGUCUACCGGAGGAAGUUGGGACUUUUUUUACGCAACGCACUAACACAGAUACCGUCAACACAUUCCGAAAGUAUAAGGUUACUCACGUGAACCAAAGAUAAAUUAAUAGCAGUGAAUAAGUACGUUUUCAGACUAUUUGAUUGAAAAUUGUAAAGUUUCACACUAGUGUGCCGCAACACAGUGGUUGAGAAUCAAUGAAGUAUACAGUUAGGGUAGGAAGUAAAUACAAGUAGUUCUUAAAAAUGUAUGUUGAUGACCCUGCUGUAAGUCACCAAAAUAAAUUAAAUUUAAAAUUA
This is a messenger RNA of Cynoglossus semilaevis (tongue sole), 2228 nucleotides long. Its product is annotated as SEC14-like protein 2. Bases 328 to 1536 code for a protein of 402 amino acids. The transcript is spliced from 13 exons. Gene Ontology annotation, cellular component: cytoplasm. Lineage: Eukaryota; Metazoa; Chordata; Actinopteri; Pleuronectiformes; Cynoglossidae. The record is from RefSeq and is a predicted model, not a curated record.